Molecule: messenger RNA, 4607 nt
Organism: Salmo salar (Atlantic salmon)
Lineage: Eukaryota; Metazoa; Chordata; Actinopteri; Salmoniformes; Salmonidae
Gene: zbtb11
Product: zinc finger and BTB domain containing 11
Biological process (GO): regulation of transcription by RNA polymerase II
Cellular component (GO): nucleus
Molecular function (GO): DNA-binding transcription factor activity, RNA polymerase II-specific; protein binding; DNA binding
Source: RefSeq, a predicted model, not a curated record
UGUGCAGCAGCCAUUUUGUCUGUUCGUGCAAGUCCACCCCUCACGGUCAAGAACUGCGUUCCCCCUUUCGAAAAUAACCUGAAAUAUUCUAUUUUUUUGUAUAUUAUGCGGCACUUAUACGGAUUAAAAAAAUUACGAGUUCGAAGAUGCUUUUCUCUUCGAAAUAAAUAGCGUAAUUUAUUUUUGUUGUUGUUGUGUGCGCGAAUAAUUAAGGUGAUGUCGUGCGAGGAAAGCUACUUAGCCAUUAGACGUUAUCUGACCGACGAGCGGGAGCCGUACGCACCAGGGACCCAUGGAAAUACUAAGAGAAAGAUUCGUAAAGCAGCCGCUUGUUAUGUCGUGCGGAAUGGCACACUGUACUACCAGAGAAGACAGAAAGGCCUGGAUGAAUUCACCGAGUUGGAAGUGGUUUUACAGGCGGGACGGAGGAAGGAACUUAUCGUCGAGUCACAUAUUGUCGCCGGAGAAGAGCACCUUAACCAGCAUCACACAUGGGAAUCCAUUUCUCAGAAGUAUUGGUGGAGAGGUAUCCUGAAGCAGGUGAAGGACUACAUGAGACAGUGUAGCCAGUGCCAGAACAGACAGGACCGGAGAGGCCUAUCGGAGGACCGGAGCGGAUCCAGACUGGUGGGCCGACCGGGGAGACCAAGGAGGGUCACGACCCUGGCCAGUGACGAGGAGGAGGAGGAGGAGGACGAGGAGAUGGACUUGGUGACUUCCAUUCAUCACAAGACGAAGAGCCCCAGGACUGUGGCUAAACACGAACUGGUCUUUGUGGACAGUAAAGGUGUGGUGAAGCAGUACCUUCCCAGACACGGUCAGACGAUGCUGGACAAGCUGAACCAGCAGCGCCUCAACAAUCAAUUCUGUGACAUCACGCUGCUGAUCGAGGGCGAGGAGCACCGGGCUCACAAGGCUGUGCUGGCUGCCUGCAGCGACUACUUUAAUGAGCUGUUUAUCGAGAAGGGAGCCGUGUCCAGUCACGAAGCGGUGGUCGACCUCUCAGGUUUCAGCAAGGUCAGUUUCCUCCCCCUGCUAGAGUUUGCAUACACCUCCAACCUCUGCUUCAACUUCUGUGUGAUGGCCGACGUCGCCACGCUGGCUCGACACCUUCUGAUGGCAGAGGUCCUUCAGAUCUGUGAGUCCGUCCACAAGAAGGUAGAGGAGCAGAAGCUGAUGGUCUACCAGCAAGGAGACAUCCACACGGUGGUGUCCAGCCAACCUGUACCCCAACAGGCCCUGAAUGAAGACCCCGGGGCCUACAUUAUGACCAUCGGGAGCGACGGCCAUGCCGUGGUCACUCAUACCGGGCUAGCUGGAACAGGGGACGACCUGGACUCCUUGUCUGUCAUGGCCCACACAGCAGAGUCCUUCAGAGGGGAUCUGACGUCUGUAGUCACCCAGGCUCUGGGAAGUGAACCAGAGGAGACUAUGACCGUGGUUGGGGAAGCUGGGUCAGAGACGGUGACUCUAGUCACCCACAGCAGCCAAGCCCGGGUAGGCGAGUCUGUCACCCUCUUCUCCCCUACUGGAGAAGCGGAGACCAUGACGGUGGUGACCCACAGCGGCCAGGCCGGAGCCACUGAGUCCCUGGCCGUGGUGUCAGCCUGUCUGGCCCUGGAGGAGCAGCAGCAGCAGCAGCUGCAUGAUGAUGGAGACGACGGAGAUGGGGACUCCCUCUCCAUGGAGUCGGGGGCCUUCCUCAUCAGCGUGGACCCAGGGAAGGUGGCCCCUACUGAGGUGGUCCAUCUGGCUGUAGUGCCACCUGUAGUCCAGGAGGACCCAACACCCCAGGAGGAGGAGGAGGAGGAGACGACGACGACGUCAGCAUCGGCGCACCAGACGGUAGAUCCAGCACCCCAGGCCGAACCCCAGCCUCCUGCUGCUCCCCAACCCCCCAAGAGGAAAAGAGGACGUCCUGCCAAGGUGAAGCAGGAGGUGAUCGAGGAGCCAGAGUCUCCUGUCGAGGAGGAGGAAGUGGUGCCAGAGGACGUUCCGAGGACCCAUGACCCCUAUAAGAGACGCCUACGGCAGCGCUCCAUGGGGGAGGGGGGGUACGUUAGGCUACACAUGGGGCUGGAGGACGACAGAGAGGACAAGAAGGGAGCCCAGACCCCACAGCGUCCCAGCACCCCCAAGAAGAGGGGUAGACCCGCCAAGAGGCUAGUUGAAGAGAUGGAAGCUGCCGUGGCAGGGAUGGAGAAUGUUGUCCAGACAGAGACUGACGGCGUCCUAUCACCGGACGGCAUUGUAGAUGGAGCACCUAUCACAGAGCAGCCCGUGGGGGAGGGGCCAGAGCCGGGUCAAGGCCCCGCCCAGCCAGAUGGAGGGAGUGAGGUGGAGGGAGAACACACCUGUUCAGAGUGUGGACUGUCCUUUCACCGGCGCUACGCUCUCAUCAUGCACACACUCAAACACGAGAAGACCAGAGGAUACAAGUGUAGUUUAUGUAACAAGGAGUUCCAGUACGCUGCCUCUCUGAGGGCCCAUCUGGCCAGACACAAGCACCAGAAGAGUCAGAGGCCCACCCUGGUCAGGGUCCCCCAGCCCCACGGUGAAGAGGGCCUCGAGGUGGACGGCAGAGCCAAGGGACGCACCAAGAGAGAGUUUGUCUGUGACAUCUGUGGAAAGACUCUUCCUAAGCUGUAUUCUCUGAGGAUCCACAUGCUGAACCACACUGGGGUGCGGCCCCACUCCUGCAGGGUCUGUGGGAAGACGUUUGCUCACAAACACAGCCUGAAGAUGCACAGAGCUCUUCACGACGCUGCUAAACAAUUUCACUGUUUGCUCUGUGACAAAUCCUUCGUUAGUAAGAGAAGUCUGGAGGAACACACCAGUAUUCACACAGGUGAAUCUAAGUAUCUCUGUACCCAGUGUGGGAGGUCCUUCCACCGAGCCUCUGGUCUGAGUAAACACUUAAAGAGACACCAGCCCAAACCUGACGUACGAGGGUUCCCCUGUAAUCACUGUGAUAAGAGUUUCUUUGAGGCCAAAGACCUGCAGCAGCACAUGAACAAACACCUGGGACUCAAGCCCUUCCAGUGUCAGGUAUGUGGGAAGUGUUACAGCUGGAAGAAGGACUGGUAUUCCCACGUGAAGUCCCACAGUGUGGCAGAGCCUUACAAGUGUAACGUCUGCGGCAAGGAGUUCUUUGAGAAGGCUCUGUUCAGGAGACACGUGAAGAAAGCCACGCAUGGCAAGAAGGGCAGGGUAAAACAGAACCUAGAGAGAGAGUGUGAACACUGUGGCAGGAAGUUCACCCAGCUCAGAGAGUACAGACGACACAUGAACAACCACCAGGGAGUCAAACCCUUCGAGUGUCUGACGUGCGGCGUAGCGUGGGCCGACGCCCGCUCUCUGAAGAGACACGUACGCACCCACACGGGCGAGCGCCCUUACGUGUGCCCCGAGUGCCAGGAGGCCCACAUCGACGCCCGCUCCUUACGGAAACACAUGACCAAAUACCACGGCGACCUCCUGCCGGGGAAGAUCAUGCUGGAGAAAGACACGCUGCAGUUUCACAAUCAGGGUACUCAGGUCGAACACGCCGUCUCCAUCCUGGCGUCCGAUCUCCCUCCCGAGCUCCGGCCCGUCCAGCCGCCGCAGGACGAAGAGAUCGAGACGGUUCUGAUCACGGAGGAGACCGUGGAGGCGGUAGAAGCGGUUCAGGCCGUUCAGGGUGACGGGGUCGCGACCUUGUCGGACCAGAGCAUAAUGCAGGUGGUGAACUAUGUGCUGUCUCAGCAGACUGUGCUGCCUGGGGGGGUGAAAAUGGAGGAGCAAGAGGUUAUACAAACCAUGGAGGUGGUACACAUGGCAGAGGUGGAGUGACCUGACAGACCACCUAGUGGACAGGAAGGAUGACUCGCGUAGUCACUCAUAUCCCUAAACCUGAACCAGGUGAAGUGACUCGUAUCCCUAAACCAGGUGGAAAGCCGAAGUGACUAGUGGACAGUUUGAGUGACCGGUAGACUCAACACAGGCCUGUCACUCUGUCCUGAGGUGGAGGAACAGGGAAUCUGUCAGAUGUUCAGUAAAGGCACACUGUAGCAAAAAAACAUUCUGCAAUGGAAAACAAUGUGUUCUUAUUAGACAAAUUCAGGUACUGCUCCCUUGUUUUUCCCCAAUUUGAACAGGCCCCUCUGUCUACAGUGGGACAGAAGGUACAAAGUUCACUGUUUUUUUUACUGAAUAUAUAUAUAUAUAUAUAUAUAUAUAUAUAUAUAUAUAUAUAUAUAUAUAUAAUUUGAACGAACUGAAUUGAUUUAAAGCUCAAUCCAAUCUUGUGUGUAAAUAUGGCAGUCAUUAAAAUAUUCUGGAUUAAUUUGCCGCAUUCAUGAAUCUCACCAGACCCAUUGAAUCUCAGAUGUUUUUAUUAAAUUAUAAAAUAAUCCAGUUUUCAGACUUUACUUUUGUUUCAGGGCCAUUUUUUUUAUUUACCAUGUAGUACAACUUUUUGUUCUAGCCUUGUUUUAAAUCAGCCUGGCUCUGCAACGUUUACAUUCUGGUUUCACUCCUCCCCUUUUUAUUAGUUAAAGCUCAACGAGCUCCCAUCUGUCUGUCCACAGGCUGGAGGGGAAACAUAAUAAACCUAUUGCUUAUGUUAA